UUAGCAGCAGGUACCCAGCGCGUCGUUCACAGCACAGUUUACACGCAACGACUAAAGUGUUUUGAACCGUCCUUUGGGGAUACUUUGGUUUGAUCAUUUCUCGGACGCCUAGAUGAAAACGUUAACGGAUUUCACGGCAUCGAGGAGCACAGCUUUAGCGCAAGAUAAGAGUUUAAAUUGUAGUUUCUAUUGAACCUAGCUAACGUUAGCAGCGAGUUUAGGACAUUACAUUGUAUGUAUCAGCUCAUUCUACAUGUUUUGUUUUGUAGAUAACGUGAGAUUAUUAAACAAAAACUACCAUAAAAACACUUGGUGUGUAUGUGACAUUCACAAACCAAGAAUGUGUCAGUGAACGCCGCAUAUCAACUUUAACUGAAGUUGCUUUCUACGCAUCUAUCCAUUCAUAGCUGAGCGAGCUAUACCGUGAAGCUGGACAGCCGCACGCGCACAGCUCUGCUACACAAUGCCUUGACAGUUUAGUAGAAAUCAACCACUUCUGAACACGUGAAUAGUGAGUUUAUCAGCUGUUCGCAACAUGGCGAGUGCCUUAGCAGCGAAAAUGGGAUUUAACUCACUGAUGAGAAAACAAUCCAGGAGGAACUUCAACGUCAGGAUAUGCACAGCGGAGUCAGACAUGGAGUUCAGCUGCGAGGUCAAGUGGAAAGGAAAAGACCUUUUUGACUUGGUGUGCCGAACUCUGGGACUGAGGGAGACGUGGUUCUUUGGGCUCCGGUACAACAUCAAGGACACAGUAGCUUGGCUGAAAAUGGAAAAGAAGGUUCUGGAUCAGGAGGUACCGAAGGAGGAACCGAUCACCCUUCACUUCCUGGCCAAGUUUUACCCUGAAAACGCUGAGGAGGAGCUCGUGCAAGAUAUCACACAGCAUCUCUUCUUCCUACAGGUGAAGAAGAAGAUCCUCGAGGAGGAUAUUCACUGUCCACCCGAGGCCUCCGUGCUGCUAGCCUCCUACGCCGUCCAUGCCAAGUACAGAGACUACGACCCCAAUGUUCACAAACCCGGCUUCUUGGCUGAAGAGGACCUGCUUCCAAAGAGGGUCAUCAACUUGUACCAGAUGACUGCAGAAAUGUGGGAGGAGAGGAUCACAGCGUGUUACGCAGAGCACAGGGGAAGGACGAGGGAUGAAGCCAAGAUGGAGUAUUUAAAAAUAGCCCAGGACCUGGACAUGUAUGGCGUCAAUUACUUUUUAAUCAGGAAUAAAAAGGGAACCGGUCUUCUUCUGGGAGUGGACGCCCUGGGUCUGCACAUCUACGAGCCGGACAACAGGCUGACACCCAAGUGCUCCUUCCCGUGGAAUGAGAUCCGCAACAUCUCCUACAGCGACAAGGAGUUUACCAUCAAACCUGUGGACAAGAAAACCAACGUUUUCAAGUUCAACUCCUCACGGCUAAGAGUCAACAAGUUGAUCCUCCAGCUGUGUAUAGGGAACCAUGACCUGUUUAUUCGCCGCCGGCGGGUGGACUCGCUUGAAGUACAGCAGAUGAGGUCUCAGGCCAGAGAGGAGAGGGCCCGAAAACAGGUAGAGAGGCAGCGUCUGCAAAGGGAGAAGCAGCUGCGGGAGGAUGCCGAGAGAGCCAGGGACGAGCUGAAAAGGAGGCUGAUUCAGCUGCAGGACGAGGCUCACAUGGCCAACGAUGCACUGCUGCGUUCGGAGCAGACGGCGGACCUGCUGGCUGAGAAGGCCCAGAUCGCGGAGGAAGAGGCAAAGCUGCUGGCCCAGAAAGCUGCCGAGGCCGAGACAGAGAUGCAGCGCAUCAAAGUGACCGCCAUCCGUGGCCAGGAGGAGCGGCGGCUCAUGGAGCAGAAGAUGCUGGAGGCAGAGAUGCUGGCCCUCAAAAUGGCCGAGGAAUCAGAAAGGAGGGCCAAGGAGGCUGAGCAGCUGAAACAGGACCUGCAGGAUGCCAGGGAGUCAGAGCGCAGGGCAAAGCACAAGCUGCUGGAGAUUACCAGCAGGACCGUCUAUGCGGGCCCUGGACUGCAAUCUGACAGCAUGCCUCGCGACCUGAGCUUCAGCAGGGAGAACCUCAGCUUUGACUUUAAAGAUACCGACAUGAAACGCCUCUCCAUGGAGAUCGAGAAGGAGAAGGUGGAGUACAUGGAGAAGAGCAAGCACCUGCAGGAGCAGCUGAAUGAGCUGAAGAUAGAGAUUGAAAGUCUGAAGAUGAAAGAGAGGGAGACUCCUCUGGACAUCAUUCACAACCAGAACGCCGAGCAGGGGACCAGCAAGCACAGCAACUUUAAAAAGUCCAUCCAGACUGUGUGAAGUGGCACACGAAGGAGGUCAACCACAAAAUAGCUUGCUGUUGUGCCAUUCACAACAGUGACACUGGAGUUCCUGCUCAGACUGUGGGCGGUGUGGAGUACACUGCUGCAGAGUUACACACACACACACACACACACACACACACGUAUAGUUGAGGCUGCCUGUCAGCCGGGACAAUAGAAGGUGAUCCGUAAAUAUUAAGCUGCAAAUCCAUCCCUUGCCCACACAUUGUCUGUUUGGAUUUGCUUAAGUCCCUGCAUCUACACAUUCCCUUGAAAUAAUCUGGAUUUCCCCAAACUGUCCUCCAUCAUCCCGUGUCUAAUAUUUACUUUGGCAGCCACCUUAAUUCCCUCUGCCCUACAGAUGUUGAGGGGAAAAAGUUUGCCUAGUCAAUUGGUAGUAGUGCUCACUUAUGCUUUGCUGUGCUAAAGGAGUUAAAACACAGUCAGUGGCCUGAAUUUUUUUUUUUAUUUAAACAUGGAGAGAAAAACAAUUAACAGUACUUUUUCCGACUGGCAUUGAUCUUCUUUGAUUGCCUCUGCGGUAGUAGAGGGUUCGAAAAACCCACAGAUUUAUUUUUGUUGUAAACUCUGAUCGAGCUGAUGUUUCUUUUAGAGUAAAUUGUAUCAAUAAAGCUUCAUAUCUUCACAUACCAUCUGUACUCAUUAAAAACAGAAUAACCUUGGGGGCACAGAUAUCAUCUCCUUAUGAUCACUUAGUCUUUUGAUUGGUCAAGAGGCAUGACUGGAUGAAACAUGCAUGUGCUUAUGUCCUCAUUAGAGAGGCAGCUAAACUAACCAUAGUCAGUCAAAAAUGUUUAUUUUCAACAAUGUUCCAGCAUAAGGCGGUGUUAAUCUUAAUCUACAGCAGACUCUCACGAAGAAGUCCAUGAUUUUAGGAAGAAUUGUAGUGCAGCCAACCACAGAGAUCCAUCUCGGGUGCUGAAUGACAAACGUUGGGUAAUCUGCUUUCACCCUGUAAGCUUGUUGAUCAGCCACACAUUGGCUGCGUUUCGCUGAUGCCGCAGUCACACUUGGUGGCCACGGUGUUUGCAUUGGAAAUGCAUAGCAGGAGUUGGAUCUGGCAGAAAGGCUGAGGGGAAGGGCAAGUGAUGAUUUCGGUGAAAUUAGUCUUCAAUGAGGGUUGCCCUUCGGUCACUGAUUUGGCUUGCUUGCCCGCUGUGCUGCGGUAUGUUCUGUACUCAGAUAUAAAUCCUUAUCUUGUCUGUCGUUCUUGUCUCCUCCACAGCUAACACUACAGAGCACCAAGUCCAGGGUGGCCUUCUUUGAGGAACUUUAAACUACAAGCCUCUAAAUGGUGCGGAUGCACAAAUGCAGAGAGCCUCACGAUUCUACAUUCCUGGUCAGUUUAAAUGAUUGGCCACACUACAUGACUGUAUGCUCCACUUCCUGGGAAACCACUAUGAAACACAAAAAAAAAAAAGACCACUGCCUUCAUCUGCUGCAACUCCAGAGGCCUCAUGUGUGCACACGAAGAAGGAUGCAUUCGUAAUGUUCCUGCACUAAAUCUGAGUGUGUGUGUAUGUGUGUGUGUUGACUGUGGGUCACUGGCUUAAGAGGGUUGUCUGGUAACUGCAGG
Molecule: messenger RNA, 3880 nt
Organism: Anarrhichthys ocellatus (wolf-eel)
Lineage: Eukaryota; Metazoa; Chordata; Actinopteri; Perciformes; Anarhichadidae
Gene: nf2a
Product: NF2, moesin-ezrin-radixin like (MERLIN) tumor suppressor a
Exons: 16
Coding region: 536-2281 (581 amino acids)
Cellular component (GO): cytoskeleton
Molecular function (GO): actin binding
Source: RefSeq, a predicted model, not a curated record